AUGGUAUCUCGACGAUGCCUCGUAUGUGGGGUUCUGGCAUUUAUUAGCUCGCUGAUACAGCUCAUGGUCUUCAUUUCCAUCUACGGCGUGGGCAAGGUCAGCGUUCCGUUUUGGCACCUGUGGCCCCUGCGGGAGUCCAGUGUUGCAGAGCAGCUGGCCAAGGCGUCGCAGCCUCGCAGCUCGAAGCUCUUCGGCACGCCCUGUCCGUCCGCGUACUUCUACGGGGGCUUCAAGCACGGGCAAGGCGGGAAGCUGCCGGAUGGCGAGGGCGGCUUCGUGGUGUGCGACACCAACGGACUGAGGGAGGCCGCAAUGAGCUCAAAGGGCUGCUUGGUGUACUCUGUGGGAAGUGAGGGGGACUUCACCUUCGAGAGGGCAGUGCACAGGGAGAUCUCCGAGAAGUGUGAGAUACACACUUUCGACACGAACCCAAUCGAGAGGUACCUGAACAAGAGCUACCGGCCGGGAAUUCCUCACGAGCCGGUUCCAGACUACGUGACGUACCAUGUAGCCUCACUCACAAGAGCCAACAACAUCCGCGCACUGGCGCAGAGCUUGGGCCACCAGGGUCGGACCAUCAAUCUGCUCAAGGUCAGUUGCGGUGGCUGCGAGAUUUCAUCGCAUCCAGAUUGGCUGGCUGGCGGUACCAAGAUUGACCAGAUCGUCGUCCAUCAAGCCAAGCCGAGGGAUGAGACGCUGGCCCGCUUCCUGACCUCCAAGGGCUACGGCUGCUUCCAGGGCGGAGAUGACUAUCUGUUGGGCUGUAUCAUGCUGCCCUUGAGGAGCUCUGCUUGGGUGCCUCCCGCAGUUUUCAAGCGAAAGACGGUUCUGAGGAUACCGCCUCCAUCAAAGAGCUCCGUUUGCAUGCUUGUCCCUGUCUAUCCUCCUCAUUUUCCGGCGCUUGCGGCGCGCAUGGAGAUGGUCAAGCGAACGAACAUCGGCCCUCCCGUGAAGUCCGUCGUGGUCUUCGGAGACGACUCGGAGUAUGCGGACUUCUGUGCAAAGAACGCGGACAUCUGCGCAGACGACGACUUCCACCCGAUGACCUUGGAGGGCCUGAUUGGCUUCGAAGCUCACACGAAGCUGAAGCGUAUGCUUCUGUUGGAGUACCCGCCCUUGAGGUUUAGAUACAAAGGCGAUCGGCGAGGGUGCUGGUCAAAGUCUAGUGGACGCGUCUACCAGACUGUGAAGAAGUUUUACGGGGUGGCUUACGGACCUGCCGAGUGUCAGACCUACUGGGUUUGUGAUGCCGAGUCCCUACCUUUCCGCAAGCACAACCUGUCGGACCAUCUAGCCCUAAACGCAAGAACGCCAAGAAUCGUUGUAAGCACCUGGUACGAUGAGCCGGACUGCGCCAACGUGGCUUGUGACGAUGGGACCGACCAGUCCUGCGCGAUCAUGAUGACCAACAAAACAAACGGCAUGCGCUUCAAGGAGGACACUGCGCCCUCUGUCUGGACGCCCGCCCGUUGGAAGCAAAUAUUCCAGAAUGUGGACCAGUGGUGGUACUACGAUCGAACCAUCACGGCAGACUGGCUGAAGUUUUGGGCGGACUCAAUCGGUGUACCCGCUUGGGCAGUGUUCGGCUUUUAUGAACUGUCCGACAUGUCAAUGUACGGCAUGAUGAUGCACUGGUCGGCUUUUUACGCCCAUGUCGGACGGGCAACAAUCGUGAACAUCAGGGAGGAGAUCCGGAAGGUGGAUCCUGACGUCUUUGAGAAGUGCUGCAGCUGCUCUAAAACAAAGCCGAACGGGGCGCCUCCCCCGUGCUCAACCGCCCCAGAACUCUUUGGGGGCUGCCUGUCGCAGAUACCGUUCCGCCAGCGCUUGGAGAUUGCUGUUGAGCGGCUUGGGUACUUCGGCUUCUCCAACUACAAUCGAUUCACCGUUGUUCCCGAUAUGGCGUACAACCAGGUGACGGAUGCCGGCCACGGCCUCCACUGGUGCUACAUCAACUGCUUCAAGACGAACGCCAUGAGCAAGAUACUGCGGCUGCAGAACGUGGACGUGGAGGGCAUCAAGAAGUUUAACGAUGCCUUCCUCAACACCCACGUGUGA
Messenger RNA from Symbiodinium natans, 2058 nucleotides. The record is from the annotation of a GenBank genome assembly. NCBI's taxonomy places the organism in Eukaryota, Dinophyceae, Suessiales, Symbiodiniaceae.